Nothobranchius furzeri (turquoise killifish) is the source of this 2078-nucleotide messenger RNA. It is a transcript of the gene mccc2, whose product is annotated as methylcrotonyl-CoA carboxylase subunit 2. Gene Ontology annotation, cellular component: mitochondrion; methylcrotonoyl-CoA carboxylase complex. Gene Ontology annotation, biological process: L-leucine catabolic process. NCBI's taxonomy places the organism in Eukaryota, Metazoa, Chordata, Actinopteri, Cyprinodontiformes, Nothobranchiidae. The record is from RefSeq and is a predicted model, not a curated record. Gene Ontology annotation, molecular function: methylcrotonoyl-CoA carboxylase activity.
AGGACGUGUCCGCCUUCUAAUGAUAACCACAGAAGAAGACAAGCUAGCGGUUACAAUUUAAAGCUUUCGGUGACUUUUAAAAUGCUUCUGCCGUCUGUUAGGCUGGGGUUGCUUCGCUGCAGGAGCUUGGCGCUGACUUCUACAAGAACUUACUACGCUGACCAAGUAGCUCGACUCGGCUCUCAGCCUGAUAAACAGUCACCCGAAUAUCAGGAAAAUUAUGAGCGAAUGAAAGUUCUGGUUGAUGAACUUAAAAGCCGUUCAGAGAAGAUCAAGUUGGGAGGAGGAGAGAAAGCAAGAAGACUUCAUACUUCUCGAGGAAAACUUUUGCCGAGAGAGCGCAUAGACAGACUGCUCGAUCCAGGGACCCCGUUUUUAGAAUUUUCCCAGUUUGCAGCUUAUGAGUUGUAUGGGAAGGAGGAAGUCCCAGCAGGUGGCAUUAUUACUGGGAUCGGCCGAGUUUCUGGAGUGGAAUGUGUUGUUGUUGCAAACGACGCGACUGUCAAAGGGGGUACGUACUACCCAGUUACUGUGAAGAAACACCUUCGUGCACAAGAAGUAGCCCAGCAGAACCAUUUGCCUUGCAUCUACCUGGUGGAUUCUGGAGGAGCUAAUCUACCCAGACAGGCUGAUGUCUUUCCGGACCGAGACCACUUUGGCCGCAUUUUCUUCAACCAGGCCCGGCUGUCGUCAGAGGGAAUAGCACAGAUUGCUGUUGUGAUGGGCUCUUGCACUGCCGGAGGAGCGUAUGUACCAGCCAUGGCCGAUGAGAGCAUCAUCGUGCAAAAACAAGGAACCAUCUUCCUGGGAGGGCCUCCGCUGGUCAAAGCCGCCACGGGGGAGGAGGUUUCUGCAGAGGACCUUGGUGGGGCUGAUCUUCACUGCAAAAAAUCAGGUGUGACAGACCACUACGCAUUAGACGAUAAUCAUGCGCUCCAUUUAGCCCGAAAGACCGUACGACGCCUUAAUUACAGGAAAAAUAUUGAGGUUACUAUUGAGCCCACGGAAGCCCCCCUUUACGCUGCGGAUGAGCUUUAUGGGAUAGUUGGAGACAACCUGAAGAGAAAUUUUGAUGUCAGAGAGGUUAUUGCCAGAAUUGCAGACGGCAGUAAAUUUGACGAGUUCAAGGCGUUUUACGGAGACACGCUUGUUACAGGCUUCUCCAGAAUAUUUGGCUACCCCGUUGGAAUCAUUGGCAACAACGGCGUCUUAUUUUCAGAAUCUGCGAAGAAGGGGACACAUUUCAUUCAGUUAUGCUGCCAACGCAACAUUCCACUCGUUUUCCUUCAAAACAUAACAGGUUUCAUGGUGGGAAGAGAGUAUGAAGCAGGAGGAAUCGCAAAGGAUGGAGCAAAGAUGGUCACUGCUGUCGCCUGCGCCAACGUACCGAAGAUUACAGUCAUCAUCGGAGGCUCCUACGGCGCUGGCAACUACGGCAUGUGUGGGAGAGCGUACAGUCCUCGAUUCCUCUACAUGUGGCCCAAUUCCAGAAUCUCUGUAAUGGGCGGCGAGCAGGCAGCGACUGUCCUGGCUACCAUCACUAAAGAUCAGAGGGCGCGAGAGGGAAAGGAGUUCACAGCGGAACAGGAGGCGGCCAUGAAGGAACCAAUUGUUCGGCGGUUUGAAGAGGAAGGCAGUCCGUACUACUCCAGUGCCAGGUGAUGUUCGGUCACAACGCAUCAUAUCUCUCAGACUUUGGGACGACGGCAUUAUCGAUCCUGCAGACACUCGUCUGGUUUUGGGACUGAGUCUGAGCGCGGCUCUCAAUGCACCAACGAAGAAGACGCAUUUUGGAGUCUUCAGGAUGUAACACUCAUAAGAAAGUCGUGCUGUAUUUACGUUUCUUUGUAGUUUUUGAUGUGAUUUGUUGACCAGAUUAAAACAAAUCAGAAGAAGCUCCUGACUGCUGACGGGGAUGUGACUGGAUGUGGUUUGGGGACGUUUGUGUGGUGAGGUCGAGCCUUGCUGUUACUGUUUACUAACGCAGCGGUGGUCAUUAAAACACUUCAUGAUUAUGCUUCUGUCACAGACUGUAAAUAAACUUUGUAAAGGAUUAAAAAAUUCAAGUUAAAAUGAAA